AUGCCAAGGAGCCAAGCCCCUAACCCUGAAAGACAGCUCAUGAUCAAGACAAAGGCGUGUCAACGUCUGAUAAAGGAAGUGGAUUAUUACCACAAAGAAGUCAAAGAAAAUGAAGCUAAGCUGGAAGACAUGAAAUCUGCAAACCGAGACCCAUAUGAUAUCAAGAAAUUCCAAGAGGUGCUAGACGAAAGCUACAUGAUGGUGCCGGACAGCAAAAAUCGUUUGCAAAAAUCGCUUCAAGAUCUGGCUGCGUUCUUAGAUGGUAGCGACGCAGCAGCAGUUGCACCGAGUCAAUGGUAUAGAGAAGCUAAGGAACUAUUGAAGACUGUAGAAUUGCUACAUGACGCUGAGAAUGAUUUGAAGGAAACAGAUUUAACAGGAAUAAUUGAGAAUGAGGUUUUUUAA
Cylindrotheca closterium is the source of this 405-nucleotide messenger RNA. NCBI's taxonomy places the organism in Eukaryota, Bacillariophyta, Bacillariophyceae, Bacillariales, Bacillariaceae. The record is from the annotation of a GenBank genome assembly.